Mugil cephalus (flathead mullet) is the source of this 3510-nucleotide messenger RNA. It is a transcript of the gene fshr, whose product is annotated as follicle stimulating hormone receptor. The transcript is spliced from 14 exons. Gene Ontology annotation, cellular component: membrane. The coding region runs from base 287 to 2404 and encodes 705 amino acids. Gene Ontology annotation, molecular function: protein binding; follicle-stimulating hormone receptor activity; thyroid-stimulating hormone receptor activity. Gene Ontology annotation, biological process: male gonad development; follicle-stimulating hormone signaling pathway. The record is from RefSeq and is a predicted model, not a curated record. NCBI's taxonomy places the organism in Eukaryota, Metazoa, Chordata, Actinopteri, Mugiliformes, Mugilidae.
ACACACACACAAAGCCAAGCAGAGAGACCUCCUACAUCCUCAUGCACCCUUGAAGCUUUUCACACGCCCCAAACAUUCACCGCUGCCCAGCAGAAAACGCCUCACAUGUCCUCUGUCUGCGCCCUGAGUGAGUAACCGGACCAAAUACGUCCGUGUAAAACGCUGGCGCCGGUGGAAGCCUUUGUCUGCGUGUGAACACAGCGGGGGUGGAGGCAAAAUCGUUGCAAAAGACACGAAAGAAGAAGGAAAUAGGUGAAAACACAGUUUGGACGCAAACAGGCUGAAGAUGAUGACGGUGACGAUACUGGUGAUGCUGAAGUUUGCGAUGAUAAAGAUGGAGGCGGCCUCUGCACCCGGCUUUGAGUUGGGCUUCAGACCCGGACGGGAGACCGUUUUGGCCAAACAAACCUGCUUCCCGGUGGGACCCGGGGCCACGGCGAUACCCUCCAACAUGUCCAGCAGCACCCAGUGCUUGGAACUCAAGCAGACGCAGAUCAGAGUGAUUCCCAAGGGUGCCCUCACCGGCCUGCAGCACCUCAGGAGACUGAACAUACUGCAGAAUGACGAACUGCAGAGUAUCAGCGAUCUCGCCUUCGUCGGCCUCCCUCGUCUCACUUACAUCUUAAUAUCAGAAAAUGUUGCUUUAGAAAGAAUUGGAGCUUCCGCCUUCUCUGAUCUCCCUGAACUCGUUGAGAUAACCAUAACAAAGUCAAGAAACCUGCAUUUCAUCCACUCAGACGCCUUCAGAAACCUCAUGAAACUAAGGUUUAUGACCAUCUCCUACACCGGCCUGAAAAUCUUUCCCAACUUUUCCCAGGUCCACUCCACCUACAAUGAAUUUCAGCUUCACCUGCAGGAGAACAGCGACUUAAAGAAAGUCCCCGCCAAUGCCUUCAGAGGCCUCUGCACUAAAACUAUCAAGAAGAUAUGGCUCACCAGAAAUGGCAUCAAGGAGGUGGCAAGUGACGCUUUCAAUGGAACAAAGAUGCAAAGACUAUUUCUGAAAGGCAAUCGGCAGCUUACUCACAUGAGUCCCAACGCCUUCGCGGGUUCCAGUGAGUUGGAAGUGCUUGACAUCUCCCAAACAGCGCUCAGCUCUCUGCCAGGCUCCAUCCUCGGGGGACUCAAGAGACUGAUCGCAGAGUCGGCCAAGAACCUGAAGAAACUUCCUCCUCCUCGGUUCUUCACCAAACUGCACCAGGCCAACCUGACGUACUCGUCUCACUGCUGCGCCUUCCAGAACAUGCAGAGAAACAAAUCAAGGAACAACCACAACCUGUGCGCUAUACCAGAGGCGAAGAAUGAGCCCUUCUUCUACAGGGCGCACUGCUCCACCUCCAUCACCUGCAGCCCGGUGCCGGACGACUUUAACCCGUGUGAGGACAUCAUGUCCGCUGUCCCCUUACGCAUCCUCAUCUGGAUCAUCUCUAUCCUCGCGCUACUGGGGAACGCAGUGGUUGUCCUUGUAUUGUUGAGCAGCAGAUCGAAGCUCACCGUUCCCCGUUUCCUCAUGUGCCACUUGGCCUUCGCCGACCUCUGCAUGGGAAUCUACCUGGCGGUCAUAGCAGCCGUAGACAUGUUAUAUCGUGGCAAGUACUACAACCACUCCAUAGACUGGCAGGAGGGCUUGGGCUGCAAGGCUGCCGGCUUCUUCUCGGUGUUUGCCAGCGAGCUGUCGGUGUUCACGUUGACGGCGAUCACCGUGGAGCGCUGGCACACCAUCACGCAUGCCCUGCGCCUGGACCGUAAGCUCCGCCUGAGACACGCCUGCAUCAUCAUGACGGCCGGCUGGAUCUUCGCCGCGGCGGCCGCGCUUCUGCCCACGGUCGGGGUCAGCAGCUACAGCAAAGUGAGCAUCUGCUUGCCCAUGGAUGUGGAGGAUCUGGUGUCCCAGGUCUAUGUAGUGUCCCUGCUCCUCCUCAACAUCCUGGCCUUCCUCUGUGUGUGCGGCUGCUACCUCAGCAUCUACCUGACCUUCCGCAAUCCCUCUUCGGUGCCGGCCCACGCCGACACGCGCGUGGCUCAACGCAUGGCCGUCCUCAUCUUCACCGACUUCAUCUGCAUGGCCCCGAUCUCCUUCUUCGCCGUCUCGGCCGCGCUCAAGACCCCCCUCAUCACCGUCUCGGAAUCUAAGGUCCUCCUGGUCCUGUUCUACCCCAUCAACUCGUGCGCCAACCCCUUCCUGUACGCCUUCUUCACCCGUACCUUCCGGCGGGACUUCUUUUUCCUGGCGGCUCGCUUCGGCCUGUUUAAGACUCGGGCGCAGAUUUACCGGACAGAGACCUCUUCCUGUCAGCAGCCAGCAUGGACCUCUUCGAGGAGCAGCCGCGUGACAAUGUACUCCUUGGCCAACACCUUGAGCCUGGACGCGUGCGUAGACUCCCAGUCGUCCAAGUCAUGGUAGACCAAAUCGCAUGAGUGGAUUUGUGCUUCGUUUCGCUUCUUGAAGAUGUUUCACCUGUUAUCCAGGAGGCUUCUAGGACUAGAUGAGAAACAAGAGCGCUGACUUUCAUCCAAAUAUCCACAGAAGACGCACAUUGUGAACAGAAUGAUUCUAUUUUAUCUCCACACAAAAGCUAUUUUCUCUCAGGCAAAGAAGAAGGCUAGCUCUGAAGGACAUAAGGCAGUCUUUAAUGCACGAACACCUGUGUUCAACAUGCAGCUCUCGAGGUGAUUUAUUUUCAAGGCUGCAUGCAGCAGGGGUGUACAAACACCUUUUGAUGUAUCUGCCGAGUUUUUGGGCACGAAAAGAAAUCAUACCCGCAUACCGCUAUCUUAUUCCCAUUUCUGCUUUAAUUCCACGUGGACAUUGCAGAGUUUCAAGCUCAGUGUAUCUGACCUCAGAUGGACAGCAACACAGCGAAGACACAGUGUCCAGUGUCCUCCUUAAACCUUGUGAUCCACGGGCAAAAACACUGUAGCAAUCCAAGAAAAGAAAGCUACGGAAGAACUGCGGAUAGUUUGAUCGGAUCUAGGUCAAACAGCUGUCCCAGAUACCCCUGUGUUUGUUUUAACUUGAUUGGAGUGCCAGAUGGGCGAGGUUCUCCGCAACGUUAUUUAGAAGUAAAACUAGAAAGAGUAGACGAAGUAGUGAACUGGUGAUUUCAUUCUUAUGCAAGAAACGCCAUCCAUCUGGUGUCCCGAGAUAACAAAACAAACCACUCUGAAAACAGUUUAACAAAUGCUUGGGGCUAGGGACAUCAGCAUAUGCACGACAUGAACAGUCUGACUGGAUGAUCUUCAUUCAGAUUAAUACAGCAGAGACCUGCUGAUUGAUAAUCUCCUCAUACACUCAGUCUCCUGUCCUCCAAAUCCACUAACACUUUAGCAUCUCUUUUUUUAUUUAAUUCUACUUUUUUAUGGAGGACCUACAGUUAUCUCUGAAGACUAAUUGUGCAUGUAGUUUGUAAACAGCGCCUCACUUUUUAUAUCUAUGUGUUUUGUACAAGAUGUAUCUUUGGGAUGUUUUUUUUUUUCAUGUCAUUUUAUAAAGCUGCUUAUUUCAUCCUU